GAUGAAGAAGAAAGACAGAAGUAGGCGUUAAGACUGACGUGCCUGCCAGAUAACAAUAGUGAAGACGUGUUCCUCACUCACACUCACCAAAAGUUCUCUCAACAUCCACCAAGAUGGGAAUCCGAAAAAAGAACAACAAGAACCCACCGGUGCUCAGCCACGAGUUUGUGAUCCAGAACCAUGCGGAUAUUGUGUCUUGUGUUGCUAUGGUGUUUCUGCUGGGUCUGAUGUUUGAGAUUACAUCAAAGGUAGCGGUUUUGUUCAUAACUGUGCAAUACAAUGUCACAAUUCCAGCAAAUGGUGGUCCAGAGGAAACGGCAGUGAAUUACUUCCAUUACGGCCUGAAAGAUGUGGCCACCGUCUUCUUCUACAUGUUAGUGGCUAUUAUCAUGCACGCCAUUAUUCAGGAAUAUGUACUGGAUAAAAUCAACAGGAAGAUGCACUUCUCCAAAACCAAGCACAGCAAGUUCAAUGAGUCAGGGCAGCUUAGUGCAUUCUACCUCUUCUCCUGCCUGUGGGGAGCCAGCAUUCUUGUCUCUGAGAACCUCCUGUCCAACCCUGUCAGCCUGUGGGACGGCUACCCACACACUCUUAUGCCCUUCCAGAUGAAGUUCUACUACAUCUGUCAGCUCGGCUACUGGCUUCAUGCAAUCCCCGAGCUCUACUUCCAGAAGGCCAAGAAAGAAGACAUUCCUCGUCAGCUUGUUUAUAUAAGUCUGUACUUGGUCCAAAUUGCAGGAGCCUACAUUCUGAAUCUGAACCGGUUGGGCCUGGUGUUGCUGGUUCUGCAUUACUUUGUUGAGCUCAUCUUCCAUGUAUCCAGACUCAUUUACUUCAGCAAUGAGGACAGGCAGACCGGGUUUACAGUGUGGGCAGUUCUGUUUGUGCUGGGCCGCUUGUUGACUCUUUCCCUGUCUGUUCUUACUGUGGGCUUUGGGCUGGCCGGAGCAGAGAAACAGGGUCUGAACCUCGCUGAAGGAAGCUUUAAUGUCCUGUUUGUUCGGGUGACUGUCCUGGCUGCAAUAUGCACCACUCAGGCUUUUAUGAUGUGGAAAUUUAUCAACUUCCAGCUGCGACGAUGGAGAGAACAUGCACAGACUCAGACCUUAAAAAAGAAACCGUCGUCUUCUAAGAGCAAAUCAAAGAAAGCCAAUGGUGUGAACGGAUCUGUUGGUGCCAGCGGAGCAGAUUCCCCCAGAGCGAGGAAGGAGAAGUCGUCAUAAACCACCCACAUUCCCAACUUCUGUACUGGCUGAAAUCAGCCUGAUCAUUCCUCUCCCUCCUCUCCAUCCCACAGUUUGUCUGUUGCCCCUUUUCCCUUCUUGUUUAUCUGAAAUAUGGCAACUUCCUCAUCCUGCUCCUUGAUCCUGUAGGAUGUUGAAUGCUGUAUUUCACAAAGCCAUCAAACUAUUGUCUCUUUGCAAGAAGGGCUUAAGGAAAAAAUGUGGCAUUGGGGGGGGGUUUGGAGGGGGUAUUUUUAUUCCUCCUACAUUUGUUUCCUUUUUCUGAAGGUCUGUACGCUCUUUGCUUUAUUUGCUUAAUCCAAAACUAUGAUCCAGCCAUACCUACAAUGAAAACAUGAAAGAUGUGGGGAAAAAGUAACUUAUUUUUACAAGUGCCUAACCAUACAUCAUUUUGACCGAUCAGAGAGGGAUAAUCCAGUAUUUUAACUUGAGUUUGAAAUCAGGGUUGUAUUUAAAGUUCUCUGAAGGCUCACAGUUUUUUCUGAUUCUCUCCUAUGCAUUUGGAACCACGUCUAAUGUCUUUUCAUUUGUGUUGUUGUAUAAAAGCAUUGUCAUUUUUUUUGUUCAUUAGAAUAGAUCACAAGCAAACACAUUCAUUUGAUGCCUUUUUUAAUACAAAUAUGAUUUCUAUUUGUUGCACUGCACUGUGUAAUUGGUCAAGCUAAGCGAAUAGUUUAAAGCUUCACAAAGUUUGUUUAUUUAGCAAAGGAACAUGUUCCAGUAAUGUGCUUUUUGAUUCUACCUUUUAAUCUUGAACUUUGUACAGCUGACUUUGCUGUUUGUUGUAGAUGACACAUGAAAAUGUCAAAUCACAAGUGUCAUUCCAGUGCGAUUGUGGUCAGAAUCUAAGGAAAAGUUCUCAGACAUAAUUUUCAUAGCAGAUAGUUUCAGUUUAAGAACAAUACACUGAGAAUGAAGUUAGGAACAAACAUUGUUAUCUCACAUUUCUUAUACCCAAGUACAACCAAUUAGAAAGCAAACCAGUGAAUACACAAAUAAAAAAAAUGUUGUUUUCACGGUUA
Molecule: messenger RNA, 2266 nt
Organism: Megalobrama amblycephala (Wuchang bream)
Lineage: Eukaryota; Metazoa; Chordata; Actinopteri; Cypriniformes; Xenocyprididae
Gene: tram1
Product: translocation associated membrane protein 1
Exons: 11
Coding region: 114-1223 (369 amino acids)
Biological process (GO): protein insertion into ER membrane; SRP-dependent cotranslational protein targeting to membrane, translocation
Cellular component (GO): endoplasmic reticulum membrane
Source: RefSeq, a predicted model, not a curated record